CUUUGAUCUCAUUCGGAUACUUCUAAACCAUACAACUCCUUUGACGCUUCAUUUCUUGUCGCCGGUCGACAUUCGUGAUCCCGUCAUCCAGUUCAGACGACUUGCCGGCCUUGUCGAUUUUUUGUCUAUAUCCAACUUCUAUCUAAUCUCUGGUUGCGUGUCAAGGACUGGAUCCUGUCAAGCAAAGCCUCGUUGUUAUAUUUGCACAGCCAUCCAACCAACAUUUCCAACAACACAAGGCUGGACUGAAUCGACUCUGGUAGUCCUUCUGCUCCGCCUUUAUAACGACGACUAAUCCACCAUUGACACGAUCUACCAUUGCAUCUGGCUUCUGCAUAUUAUCUAAUUCCUAGUAUAACCUGGUCAAUCUCUCAACAUGUCUGCUGUUCAGCUCAAGUUCUCUCUUCGCACCUCCUCCAAUGUCAAGACCGUCCACCUGGUCGGCUCCUGGGACAACUACUCCCGUCAGAUCCCUCUUUCUCGGGAUGACGGCAAGCCAGGCGCAUGGGUUGGCAAGUUCCGCUUCCAGACCUCCAUGCUGAAGCUGGGUGGUCGCUACUGGUACUACUAUAUCAUGGACGGUUACCACGUCUCUCAUGAUCCCGCUGUUGAGUACACCGUUGAGCCCACCACCGGCCGCAAAUUGAACAUCCUCGAUGUUCCCGGUGGCAAGAAGUCCUCUCAGCCAGCCCCAAAGCACCGCCGGGGCUCGGAAGACUUUGUCAAGGGCCGCGCUCCAUCUCCGUCCAAGAUCCAUCACCCCAAGCCUUCCAAGCCAUAUGCCUCCCGUCAAAUCCGGGAGACGGACUUUGCUCCCACUAUGGAGGACCUUACCAUGCGGUUUGCCGAUUCCCGGCUGUCCGAUGAGUACUCGCUCUCCAACAGCCCGCCCAGCUCCGUUGGCUCGUCCCUGUCCUCUCGCUCUUCCGGCAGCACAUCUCCGUCGUCGCUGUCGUCGAUGAGUGACCCGCCCACACCGAUCUGCCAUUGUGAGCGUUACGGAAUCACUCGCAAGGGUGAUCGGGUCAAGCUUGACUGUGGUGGCAGCCGAUGCGGCUAUGUUACCGAGUCAUCCGAGGCCAGCUGCUCGGAGUCCGACAGUGAUGAAGAGUACCGCCGUGCCCGCAGCGCCGUCCGUCGCCAAGGCAUCGUGGUGCGGAGGUAAACCAUGACAAGCGUUGGUGCUUUUUGCAUUGCUUUACACAAUCUUCCCCUUAUGGGAGUCGCUUCCCUGGCUGAAA
Messenger RNA from Aspergillus sclerotioniger CBS 115572, 1241 nucleotides. RefSeq names its product GTP-binding protein EsdC (gene esdC). The record is from RefSeq and is a predicted model, not a curated record. The transcript is spliced from 2 exons. The coding region runs from base 377 to 1165 and encodes 262 amino acids. Lineage: Eukaryota; Fungi; Ascomycota; Eurotiomycetes; Eurotiales; Aspergillaceae.